UGCACAUUCUGCCUAUCUUUUUGAUAACACUACCCCUGAAUCAGACUUGGAUAAAUGGAUAAUUCAAAGCUGCGAAACCACUGGGGUGUGUCCUUCAAAUGGACAGAACUACAUCAAACCCGGGAACAGCUGCGGCCGCAGAUGUUCACAUAUGAUAAGCUUGCGAAUGAUUGUGUUAAGAGACUUAAUGAACUAUCGCCUCCCACCAAAACAAACUCGACUAGUGAAUCUAACCGUCCUCCUAAAAGAGAUCUGUUCGCUCUGCUGGAAAAACAUGCAGAUGACGACUCAAAACUGAAACAACUCUGGACCGAAAUCAAUACUGUCCCAGAAUGGGUUGACUGGGAACAGGUCAAGCGAGGCCAGGAGGUUUUCUUCCGUUACGGUCUUGCGGUGUUGAACGUGCUCAAUUUCGAAAGCCUUCUAGGUGGGAUGGGUUCACCUCGUGUUGUUGAGACUUUAGCCAGAACUGGCGGCUUUUCAGCAACUGUUGUACGACGCAGGUUGCUCGAAACCCUUCAACACGUACUUCAAGUCUCUCUCUCCCUGGACUCCAUCAAGCCUGGAGGCUCUGGGCAUCAAUCCUCUGUUCGAGUUAGGCUGCUACAUGCCUCCGUUCGCUCUAAGAUCCUGGAUCUUGUGGACCAAGACCCCGAUUACUACGAUGUUCAGAACUGGGGUGUUCCAAUCAGUGACCUUGAUUGCAUUGCAACAAUUAACACAUUUUCAACAAGUGUGGUGUGGCUGGGCCUUCCUCGGCAAGGUAUUCGGCUCCGCGAGCAAGAAAUUGUUGAUUACAUUGCGCUUUGGAGACUUGUGGGUUAUUAUAUGGGCACCCCCAACGAGGCUUUUGCAACAACAGCUACUGCAAGAGCUAUGAUGGAAUCUCUCCUUGUUUCUGAAGUCCAUCCAAAGGAGACUGGCAUUGUCCUCGCCAAGAACAUCGUCAUUGGUCUUGAGAACACAUUUCCUACAUUCACUUCCAAGGAAUUUAUGGAUGCCAUGGCCAGACAACUUAAUGGCGACCAGCUUGCUGAUGAUCUUGACAUACCAAGAACUAGCCUAUACUAUCAGAUCCUCAUAUAUGGAUACUGCUUUGUUGUCAUGACUAUCGCUUAUGGGAACCGCUUCUUCCCUGUCUUUGACAAGGCGUCAAUUGCAGUAUCUCUCCCCUUUUAUCUAUGA
Messenger RNA from Talaromyces proteolyticus, 1185 nucleotides. RefSeq lists its product as uncharacterized. Gene Ontology annotation, molecular function: oxidoreductase activity. The record is from RefSeq and is a predicted model, not a curated record. NCBI's taxonomy places the organism in Eukaryota, Fungi, Ascomycota, Eurotiomycetes, Eurotiales, Trichocomaceae. The transcript is spliced from 3 exons. The coding region runs from base 55 to 1185 and encodes 376 amino acids.